Molecule: messenger RNA, 982 nt
Organism: Paramacrobiotus metropolitanus
Lineage: Eukaryota; Metazoa; Tardigrada; Eutardigrada; Parachela; Macrobiotidae
Exons: 1
Coding region: 271-600 (109 amino acids)
Biological process (GO): mitochondrial electron transport, cytochrome c to oxygen
Source: RefSeq, a predicted model, not a curated record
UUUAAUUUUUAGGGUUUGCUGUUUGCAGGUCAAAAUAAAUUGCGGGUACUGUAUGUAGUCUGUGAUUGUAAGUAUUUUUUUGCUUCGAGCAGUGUCUGUUAUCUCAGAAUAUCAUAUCUGUACGGUGGUUGGAUGACCGCGGGCUGUUGCAGUGUUUGACAGUAGAAAUGUUGUAAUCGGAUCGUGCCCUACUCUGUACCCAGUUAAAAAGUUAUUUGCACUGAGUAUACCAACCGAUCCUGUGGUUCGUUCACGCUCCACGGUCCCGUCAUGGCGCAUCUUGGACGCAGUGCAUCGCUACUGCGCCUUGCAGGUGGAUUUCGCCUAUUCCGUCGCGACAUCCAUCCGCGUUGGGGCCACGUAAUACCUUUUCCUCCGAAAGUGCAGAUUCCCUUUGUGGAAAAGAUUGCCUUGGGGACAUUCAUGUGCUGCGGUAUGAUAUCCAUUCCCGUGUGGGUCUUCUACAAUCUGGAGUACUACAAAACGGGGGGAGUGAAGAAGGAUCCCCAACCGACGGAGCAGGACGAUCAGCCCGAAAUGCGCGAGGAGACGUUGAAGACGCUGGAGGAGCAGGACGAAGUGGCUCGCGGUGAAAAGUAACAGGAUGCGACCGUGCCAUUUUCAAAUAAGAAUAGUUUAUAAUAAGCUGUUUUUUAAAACUGGAUUUUAAUGGUGCCGUUCUUUUAUAAUUGUUUCUGUUUCCGCGGUUCAUUUCAGAUGUGUGAUCUUCGGUUUUAGACAUUCUUUCACUUUCUGAGAUUUAUUUUGUUAUCUGUACCGACUGUACGUGAUACUUUUAGUUCAUACGUAAUGUUUUACGAAUUGUUUUUAUGGGCUUGUUUUAUCUUUCUGUGAGUUCACCACAGGGUUUAUGUUUUUCGCGAGGACGGGAUUAAUAUAUUUUCAAAUAGCUUUAUAAUUUUGUCUUGUUACUGCAGUUUGUACGUACGUACUCAGGAGAAGUCCAUAUGCAUAAAAGUUG